Sporothrix brasiliensis 5110 is the source of this 522-nucleotide messenger RNA. Its product is annotated as cystathionine beta-synthase. NCBI's taxonomy places the organism in Eukaryota, Fungi, Ascomycota, Sordariomycetes, Ophiostomatales, Ophiostomataceae. The transcript has 2 exons. The record is from RefSeq and is a predicted model, not a curated record. The coding region runs from base 1 to 522 and encodes 173 amino acids.
AUGGCCGACGUUGCCGCUCCGGCCGGCACCGCGAGUGCCGGCGCUACCGAGCCGUUUGUCUCCAAGUGGACUGACCGCUACCGGGGGGCCACCGUCGAGGACCUCGAGCCGCCGGCCGCCCUCUCCCUCACCCCCUCCGACACGGUCGGCCAGGCCAUCAAUGCCGCCUUCGAGCGCGACUUUACCCACCUCACCGUCGUCGACGGCACCACGCGGGCGCUGCUCGGAUACGUCUCGAUGCCGCAGCUGCAGCGCCUGCUGGCGGCGGGCCAGGUCGCGCCCGACGACAAGCUGGGCAGCAGCGCGGCGAUGACGCGCUUCGGCUUCCGGCGGCAGGGCCGUGCGUACCGGGUGAUUACGAUGCAGACACCGCUCGAGCAGCUAGAGGCCUUCUUUGCCGGCGCCAUGACGCGGGGCGAGGCGCAGCAGUUUGCCGUGAUCACGGACGAGCGGCGGCGAUUUGUGCUGGGCGUGGCGACGGCCGCGGACUUGGAAGAGUUUGUGAAGCGGCGGCCGGCGUAG